CUAUAUAAGCAACCGAAAUGUUCGACUAUAAUUUUAUAUAGCGCGCGCGAGGGAUCGAAUCGAAUCGAAAACGUGUGGAUAAUUUCACUAUGGAUAAUGUGUUUCUAAAAUCCCGAUAAAAAUACAUAUAUUUUAGAAAAGAUAUAUCGAUGAUGUGAUAGUGAUCAAAACAACGAGAUCGAACGAUUACGGUUAUGUUUCUCAUCCGUCUCCGCUGCGCAGUCGAUUCGCAAAUACCGUUAGUCCGCGCAGCUGUCUCAGCAUCCGAAAGUGCCAAUAAAGAAUAAUAACAAUAAACAAAGACCAACAACAAGUGGUGUAAAAAAAGUGCCAGAAACGUCUGACACACUUUUUAGUGACUUGGACAGACGGUCAUUUUCACUAAUUGCUGACACACAUAAUUUCCCUAACUGGCGGAAAAUAAAAGAGUAACAAGCGCGAAAAGAGAGCAAACGUCGAGCGCAAAUUGAAUUUACGGUGCCCCAUCAAAGUCAAGUCGGCCGACUCUAACUAAUUUAAUGAUCAAAAGUAACACAUUUUUUUUCGCAUACGGCGUCAGCCGCUGAGCGGUGUUAAUUGAAAGUGUCACGCGUCGUUUAAAUAAAAUAAUAAUUCCCAUCGACUGGUUUCGUCUAUGUGACGUGAGUGACAGUGCCAUGUGGUCGGGUGAAGUGGCCAAAACCAGAGGAUCAGCCAUAUCCUGGCUGGUCCUUGUGUUAUCCUCGGCGGCGGCACAGGCUGCCACGCCAUUCGCGAAGGAGUACCGCAGCGUGGGGCUCUUCAAUAGCAACACUCUCGUUGAUCUGGAUGGAUCUACCACUCUGGACAUGGGCUUGGAGAAGCCAACUAGCAGCAGCGGUCUAAAUGGAGGCUUUAAGGCAGAGUCGUCGGUGGUUCUACCGGAAAUGCAUCAUAAUUCAGGUUGCCCGGCGACGACGAGUUCCCAUUGCCUGCGAUGCAACAAGGCGGGCUGCAUCAAGUGCCCAAUGUACCUGGUGACGGACACGAGGCAGUGCGUAGAUCAGUGCCCCGCUGGUUACUUAGAUCAGUGGUCUGCCCACACGGAGUUCAUGGGCAAGGUGUGUGUACCCACCGGCUAUUCUGGACCACUGAUGGCCGCUCUGGCAGGUCUUCUUGGUGGUUUCCUAGUUUGUCUAUCCCUUCUGGCUGUGGCCGUAAUGUUGGUCAAGAGGAAACGUCGGCGAAAGUCAAUCAAACAGAAGCUCAUCAACGAGAAUACCAUGGAUCGGGCGGAUUUCAUGAGGCAGCUGAACGAGAUGCGUCCGAAUGCAGAGUACUUUCUGGCCAUGUUGAACGACACCCGACGACAGAUCAGGAAGCUGUAUCUGUCGGGCGAGGUCGCGGCUGCCAACUCCUACAGGCCUAUUGUCCGGGACCUGGCCAAGCUGCUCAUCCUGCUGAAUAGGCCUAUUGAGUUGAUUCCAGCCCCGCCACCAGAUUGGUCCAGGCUGUAUGCCUGGUCGGAGCAGGCUCUGGAGCGAUACAAGCCACAGGUGGGCCAGCUUAUCGACUUCUUCCAGGCCUCUCAUGGUCACAGUGCUGGUCACCAUGAGGCGCUCUACGCUGCGCCGGCUAAGAAGAAGCAAAUGCAGCAGGCCAGUAUCUUCCGGCAACAGGUGACGCCGACGGCGACGCCGCAGGGAGUGGGCGAACUGAUGGCCGGCGAUCGGAACAGUAAUGCCUCGGCGCAGCAGAAGCUGCAUCUGUUUGGCUCGCUGAUCAGCCUGCACGAGUUCGAGGAGCCACGGGCCUCGGAUCCCUUUGGCAGCAGCUUCAACACGCUGAAGAGCGGCAAUCUCAUCUCUGAUCUCAACGCUAGCUCGCUGUGGCUGGAGGACGAGUUCUACAAGCUGGGCUUUCGACCGCAGGACGAGAUCACAACGGAGCUGUAACCGCAUCACAAAACUCACACUCAAAACUUAAUGUAAAAGAAGUAUUAUCCCGACUGGCGGCGCUAGACGUUUCAGUCUAGUGCCAGUUCAGCUGGGGAAAAGAAGCAUUUGCGUGCACAUUCCGCCAGGCCAUCAUAAUCAUCAUCAUCAACUUCAACUCCAUCGACGAGCUAACUGGGAGGCCAUUUAGCCGGAGCCGCUAAAUGCCCACGUUUAGAGCUUAGUUAGAUCAGUUAAGAAAGCAAACUAGUCACGUAAAAUCACAAACAAAACCAUCAACACAUAACGAUGCCUUGGAGAAGGAGCAAAUGCAAAUGGAAAUCGCGUGGAAAUGAAUUUAGUUUUAUGGAUUUUACAAAAAUCGCAACAAUCAUGUAACGAACAAUAUUCAAUAUACACACUAUAGAGAUACUAUUCAAAUAAUAAUUAAGUUGUUUAGCGUUAGAAAAGCGAUACUUAUAGCUAUAGCUUACGUAGACAGAGAUUAUAAAGCUUAGUGAAUACGAAAUGGAUAAUAAAAUCGUGUGCCUUAAGAGCGUAAAA
Molecule: messenger RNA, 2456 nt
Organism: Drosophila eugracilis
Lineage: Eukaryota; Metazoa; Arthropoda; Insecta; Diptera; Drosophilidae
Gene: T48
Source: RefSeq, a predicted model, not a curated record